Messenger RNA from Didymodactylos carnosus, 909 nucleotides. NCBI's taxonomy places the organism in Eukaryota, Metazoa, Rotifera, Eurotatoria, Philodinida, Philodinidae. The record is from the annotation of a GenBank genome assembly.
AUGAAUGACCUGUUUGGUAAAGUACAAAAUUAUAUUGUAGUAGUCGGCGAUCAAAAGUCAUUGAAAGUUUGCAUAGAGCUCAAUCUUCCCUGUUAUAAUGGAUCGAAUUAUUUGGCAUUUAAAUACAAACAAAUCACCUUUGACAAAGACGCAGAGUUUAGUGAUAAAAUCAGUUAUAACCCUUUAACAUGGUUUAAAAUACCUUUUUACCUGGAUGUGAUUCGAAAAGGUUACACAAUAAUAACAACCGAUACAGAUAUUGCCUAUUCAAGUAAGAAUGUUUGGGAAUCAUAUGAAAAGUACGCGAGAGAUGUUGGCGCUGACAUGGUGUUUGCGAGUGAACACCCUAUCAAUACUGGAAACUUUUAUAGUUUGUCGAAUGAACGUGUGAUUGCUUUAUUUAAUGAAUGGAUUAUGUCCGAAAGCAGAUGGCUCAAUGAUAAUGAUCAAGAAGCAUUGAUUAAACUACAUAAUAAGAACUACAUGCUUUGUAAUACACGAGAAAUGUGUAAUCAGGUUAAAAGCACAUCAAUGAAUUACACUAACAGUACAGCAUCCCUAUCUAAAGAGUAUCAAACCAAUAUGGUUGCUGUCAGAACUUAUCGCUCUUCUUUUAGCCGUUUUGGAAGUCAUUGUUCACCUCCAUCAGGUGUUAGAAUGGAUCCAUGUGCUGCAGAUGUUCUUUUUAUACAUACAAUCUGCAUGAUUGGUAAACAAAGAAAGGCAGAUAAGCUAAAUGAACUUGGAUUUUGGAUGUUAGAUGAGCCGUGUCGAGAAACGACUACAGUUAUUAACGAAGCCAAUCACACUACAGUUUUGUCGAUAUAUCGAUGUGUUCCAAAGAUUUUGGCCUUACCGAGAGCCGAAGAUAAUUUCACGAAAUGUAAUGAAGCACUGGCAUGGACUUGA